Molecule: messenger RNA, 2609 nt
Organism: Hylaeus anthracinus
Lineage: Eukaryota; Metazoa; Arthropoda; Insecta; Hymenoptera; Colletidae
Gene: Hrd3
Product: protein sel-1 homolog 1
Exons: 7
Coding region: 275-2512 (745 amino acids)
Biological process (GO): ERAD pathway
Cellular component (GO): endoplasmic reticulum membrane
Molecular function (GO): protein binding
Source: RefSeq, a predicted model, not a curated record
CUUUGAUAUUCGAUAAUUGAAGUAUGUAAAUUAGAAAACGGAAUUGGUUUAGCAUGAAAAAACCUUAUCUUUACAAAUGACCACAAGAAAUCAUUAGUGCAAUAACCGAAGAUGUGCGUUGACGUGUCUCAAUGACGUAACGUUCUCUUUCUGCUACGAAAAGUCGAAUUCUCGAGAAACAUACUACAAAAUGAACUCAAGAAGGUUCUUACCAAUCUGUUCGAACUAAAAAUCGGUUCAUUGGUAGAAAUACGAUAAAGAUUGAGCCAUCAAAAUGAAGCUACGGAAGGAGUUGCUAUUACUCUUACUGGUUAUGUCUGUUUCAUCCGAAUCAGAAGUUUCUAAGAAACAAUCAGAGGCUUCUGAUGAAGAAGCAGAAGAAGAUGUCAGUUUAGAAGAGAAUGUGUUUGAACAUUUGAGAGAACUGAAGGCUUUGCACGAUACUAUUCUAAAAAUGGUCCCAGCUUCUGAACCAUAUCUUAGCGAAAAAAUUACAAAAAGGAAAGAGGAAGUAGAAAAUGAACCAAAAACUAAAGAGGAAAGUUCUGGAAUGAGAAAUCUUUGGAUAAGGGCAAUGAUAGCACAGGCUAAGGUUAUAAACUCACCAAAUAGUAAUUUAAGGAUUGAGGAAGAUGAAACAAAAACAUGGAGCGAAGAGGAGCAACUCGAGUCCUUGAAUGAAGAGACUGCUCAGGAACCUCUUUCUCCGGAACAAGAAGAGGCGGAGCAAAUAUUUAGGAAAGCACAACGUCUCUUAAAUGCCACACGGUCUAAUAAAGCAGAGGCUUACGAGCUAUUAACGUCCGCAGCAAUUCUUGGUCAUCGUGAAGCUAGAUCUAUGUUGGCCUGGGCUCAGUUGCUGGGAAUGCAAUUUGGUCCAACUUCACUCUGGACAUCUAGUCAAGACAUUUCAGCUGCUUACCAAACAUUUAAAGAACUUGCUGAAACUGGAUUACCAUCCGCUCAUAUGGGUAUGGGAUUUUUAUAUGCAACAGGAUUAGGUGGAGUGAAUGCCUCACAGCCUAAGGCACUUCUACAUUACACAGCAGCAGCUCUUGGCGGAGAUACUCGUGCGCAAAUGGCACUGGGAUAUCGUCAUUGGGAAGGUGUUACAACGCCAGCUUCAUGCGAAAGAGCUUUGGACUUUUACCGUAAAGUCGCUAACAAAGUUGCAGAAGAAGUUUCCUUUAGCGGGGGACCUGUUGUCCAACGAGUUAGACUUCUAGAUGAACAGGAGAAUCCUGGAUACAGCUCAGGAAUUUUUGAUCAGGAUCUGAUAGAAUAUUAUCAGAUGCUGGCAAAAAAGGGAGAUACACAGGCUCAAGUUGGAUUAGGACAACUACAUUACCAGGGUGGCAGAGGUGUUCCAUUAGAUCAUGUAAGAGCAAUGCAUUAUUUUCAACAUGCUGCUGAUGCUGGAAAUCACGUCGCUAUGGCUUUUCUAGGAAAGAUUUAUUUAGAGGGCAAUGACAUAGUGGAACAAGAUAACAAAACGGCAUACAAAUAUUUUAAAAAAGCUGCGGAGCUCGGAAAUCCUGUCGGACAAAGCGGUUUAGGGCUUAUGUAUCUUUAUGGAAGAGGAGUUGAAAGGGAUACUGCAAAAGCUCAUCAAUACUUUAGUCAAGCUGCAGAGCAAGGAUGGGUUGAUGGACAGCUCCAACUUGGCAACAUGUAUUUUAGUGGAACAGGGGUGAAACGUGAUUACAAAUUAGCAAACAAGUACUUCAGUUUGGCCAGUCAAUCUGGUCACGUUCUGGCAUAUUAUAAUUUAGCACAAAUGCAUGCCACUGGCACAGGCAUGAUGCGUAGUUGCACAGCUGCUGUUGAACUUUUGAAAAAUGUUGCUGAAAGAGGCAAAUGGAGUGACCAGUUGGUGGUUGCUCACACAGAUUAUAGAGAAGGUCGAAUCAACGAAGCUUUCGUCAACUAUGCUCUCCUUGCAGAAAUGGGUUAUGAUGUUGCGCAGAGUAACGCUGCAUUUAUACUUGAUAAAGGGGAAACUACAAUACUGUCGGAAGAAGAAGGAUUAGUUAGGGCACUUUCUUUGUGGGCAAGAGCUGCCGCGCAAGGAUAUUCUGCUGCUCAGGUUAAACUAGGAGAUGCACACUAUUAUGGUAAAGGAACGAAAGUUGACUAUGAGGCUGCAGCUAGUCACUAUCGAUUAGCUUCUGAACAGCAAACAAAUGCACAGGCAAUGUUUAACCUCGGAUACAUGCACGAACGUGGUUUGGGCCUGGCGAGAGAUCGACAUUUAGCUAAACGAUGUUACGAUCUCGCAGCAGAAGCCAGUCCAGAUGCUAGAAUUCCUGUAGCAUUGGCUCUCAUAAAACUCUCUUUCCUUUUUGGUUUGGACUAUCUACAAGAAUUUAGCUUUGUCGAUCAUCUGAAUAAAUGGGACCAGCUUUUGGGCCAGAAUUGGGACUUGUAUCUUAUAGGACUGCUCACUGGCAUACUCAGUUUAAUCAUUUACUUCCGCAGGCCACAGCCACCACCUCCGCCUAGAAUUAAUUAGUUAUUUACUAUUUUUGUUUGAGUCCUUCUUUUUCUUUUAGAUGAAGUCAAGUUUGUUACUGAUGGUUCAUAAAUACACGCACGUGCGUGCAUACCGA